Molecule: messenger RNA, 996 nt
Organism: Heterostelium album PN500
Lineage: Eukaryota; Evosea; Eumycetozoa; Acytosteliales; Acytosteliaceae
Exons: 1
Coding region: 1-996 (331 amino acids)
Source: RefSeq, a predicted model, not a curated record
AUGUCUAAAAUAUUAUUUUUAUUAAAUAACCAAAGUGAAAUAACAUUGUUAGAUUUCACAAAUGAACCACCACCAAAUAAUAAUAAUGAUCAUAGUGCAGUUUCAACCAAGAAACUAACAUCUAUCGAUUGUCAAUCACUUAGUUACUCUUUCAACUCCACAGUAAAAGUAGGACAACAAAUUUUUAUAUUUGGUAGUCAAAAAGAGGAAUAUGAAAAUAAAUAUUUUAAAAUAUCAAUAGAGAAGAAAAACAAUAACAGCAGCAUUAAUAAUAAUGAUAUUUUUGAAUGUAAAGUUAUAGUUGGUGAUAUCAAUAAUAAUAUUGCUGGUGGUCGUGCCAUAUCGGUUUGUUAUGAUGGCGACGACUACAUCUAUUUGGUGUGUGGCGCGAGUAUUGCCAAUUCAUCGUAUCAUCAUCGAAUCGAUCGAUUCCAACUGAGCACUGCGAAAUUCGAGAAAUUCUUUGACAUCAAAGGCUGUGUCGAUACCGAUUACUUCUCGUUCCACUACGACGGAGCCAUUCACUCGCUGCCCGUGAAUGAAUCUAUUCUCUACGUAAUCGAUAUUCUCACGAAAUCAACGAUAGAAUACCAAUCGGAAGAUCUCUUUGAAAGAUUGAUUGGCGCGUGUAUCGAUGACAAUGGUAACAUCUAUAUGUAUUCGAAAUGUGGACAAUUCAAAAGAUUCAAUUUGAAAACAAAAGAAAUACAACCAUUAAAAGAGAAUCAAAUUGAAAUAAUUAGUAAUAAUAACUCUACCAAUAAUAUCAAUAUCAAUAAUAAUAAUAAUAAUGCAAAUGAUAAAUUAUCAUUAAUUUAUUGUCCAAUUUCAAACAAUGUAAAUAAUAAUAACAGUUUAAGAGGAAAUAUAUAUUUGAUGGGUGGAAGAAAGUUUAAAAAUUAUAAAUAUUCCAUUGAAGACAAUAACUGGACUCCAUUCUUUCAAGAUGAUGAAAGUGAAAGGUCAAAUUGUGGCUCUUGUUUUAUUACACUAUAA